AUGUGCUGUGUCAUGACACCUGAACAGUUUGGCUAUGGCCAAGUAGGUGCCCCUGUUCCCUGUUGUGAAAUCAAGUUGGUGGAUGUGCCGGAUGCCAACUAUUUCUCCACCAAUGCCAAACCCCAAGGAGAGGUGUGGGUACGUGGACCCUCCAUCACCAAGGGAUACUGGAAACGUGAGGAUGUCACCAAGGAGACCAUGACGGAGGAUAACUGGCUGCAGACAGGUGAUAUUGCAGAGUGGAAUGAAAAUGGUACCUUGACCAUCAUUGACAGAAAGAAGAACUUGGUCAAGCUGAGCAACGGUGAAUACAUUGCGCUCGAAAAGCUGGAGUCUAUUUACAAAAGCUGUGUCUACAUUACCAACAUUUGCGUCUAUGCUGACUCGCUGUAUCCCAAGCCAAUCGCUCUUGCUGUUGUAUCUGAACCUGUUAUUCGCAAAUUGGCCAUUGAAAAGCAAGUGACAGAGACAGAUUUCGAAGCAUUGUGCCAAAAUGAAGUGGUCAAAAAGAGUAUUCUCGCCUCCCUGUUGGAUCAAGCAAAGGACGGAGGACUCAAGGGCGCUGAAUUGCUGUUUGAUGUGCAUCUCUGCCAUGAAGAAUGGACAACAGAUUCGGGCAUGCUAACUGCCGCACAAAAGAUCAAGCGUCCUGAGAUUACCAAGGCCUUCAAAUCAGAAUUUGAUGCCAUGAAUGCCAGGCAGAAGAGCUAA
Molecule: messenger RNA, 711 nt
Organism: Mucor velutinosus
Lineage: Eukaryota; Fungi; Mucoromycota; Mucoromycetes; Mucorales; Mucoraceae
Product: Para-hydroxybenzoate--polyprenyltransferase, mitochondrial precursor (PHB:polyprenyltransferase)
Exons: 3
Coding region: 1-711 (236 amino acids)
Biological process (GO): long-chain fatty acid metabolic process; long-chain fatty-acyl-CoA metabolic process
Cellular component (GO): endoplasmic reticulum; plasma membrane; lipid droplet
Molecular function (GO): long-chain fatty acid-CoA ligase activity
Source: RefSeq, a predicted model, not a curated record